Messenger RNA from Ahaetulla prasina, 1954 nucleotides. RefSeq names its product sarcoglycan alpha (gene SGCA). Gene Ontology annotation, cellular component: membrane; sarcoglycan complex. The transcript is spliced from 10 exons. The record is from RefSeq and is a predicted model, not a curated record. Lineage: Eukaryota; Metazoa; Chordata; Lepidosauria; Squamata; Colubridae. Gene Ontology annotation, molecular function: calcium ion binding. The coding region runs from base 15 to 1211 and encodes 398 amino acids.
UUUCCACUUGCAAGAUGGCGGGACAGUACCUAACUGGGAGCUGUUUCCUCACAGGAGUUAUUUUCAUUGGGGGUUUGGCAGCCAGUCUUCCUAUUCUCAAUCUCCAUGCGGAGGUUGGAGUAAUUUUCAUCCAUGAGCUGGAGAGAGAGGACUUUAAGGAUACUUUCCCUUUCUCCAUGGAGGACAAUGAAGAAUCUCCGUUUGACCCUCCCAUCACUUUCCAUGCUAAUCUUCUGCAUCACCCUGAUCUGCCUCGCUGGAUACGCUACAUUCAACGUACCCCCUUUGACACAGGAUACCUUUAUGGAGCUCCCACAGAUAAGGACAUCGGCAAACAGAUCAUUGAGGUGAUGGCCUAUAACAGAUAUACAUUUGAGACUGUGAGGCAAACAAUGGAAAUACGCAUUUCAUUAUCUCCAGAUGGAGAUAUGCCAUACCAAGCCGAUUUCUUUGUGAAGAACUGGGAUGUUGAGGAAAUGCUUCCGAAAGAUGCCCAAGAACUUUUCCAAGAAGCUGUAGGUAGCAUGUGGGAGCAAGAAGGCUUGACUGUCAUUAAUAUUACCUCAGCGUUAGACCGGGGAGGCCGUGUACCUUUGCCAAUUGAAAACAGGAAAGAAGGGGUUUAUAUUAAAGUGGGGUCCAAGGAUCCAUUCACUACAUGCUUAACAGAGGCAAAAUCACCUGACAAUCUUUACCGAUGCAGAUUGGAGCAACAGCCUAUCAUUACCUGUUAUGAUCACUUCAGUCCUCAAUUCCAAGUUGAUUGGUGUAACCUUACUUUGAUAGACCUUACAACUAUAAACGAUACAGAAAUGGUACCAGUUUAUGGAGAUGGAGUGCUUGAAGAAGGGACUGAAUUUAAUCCUCCUGAUGAUGCUCCUGAUAGGAUAUUUUUCAGUGAUUUCUUACUUACUUUCCUUCUUCCAUUCCUCUUGGGCUUUCUACUCUUCUUAAUCUUGGCCUACAUCAUGUGCUGUAGACGAGAGGGCGUGUACAAGAGGGACCUGAGCACCUCAGACAUCCAAAUGGUGCAUCAUCACACAAUCCAUGACAAUACAGAGGAACUGAGGCAGAUGGCUGGUACUCGGGAUGUGCCCCGUCCCCUCUCUACUUUACCCAUGUUUAAUAUCCGUACGGGCGAGAAAACAAAUCCCAUGCAAAAUAACCGCUAUGACAGUGCCCAGGUGCCUCUCAUUUUGGCUCAACAAUGAAUAAUUGAUCAGGCCAGCCUGUGCCCAUUUUCACUGAGAAGGGUUUUUCCACCAAAGAUGUUUCUCAGGAUUGAGACAACUGUUGACAAACCUUGGCAUGAGAGAUCUGAGCUUAUUGCAGUGUUUUAUAUUGAUAAUAGUGAAGCUUGGAAAUGAACGACAUGUGUGUGUUCAGUAAUUGUUGGUCUAAAUUUGUAGGGUGCGUUUUCAGUCCUUUUGUUUCUACAUAUUCAAUGGAUGGGAGAUAUUCAAGGUUAGUAUAGCAAUGCUGUGUGUUAGAGAUGGCUAGCCUUCCCACGCAACUAUAUUUUCUAAACUUCUUGCCAAAAGUAAUCACAGUUAAUAUGUGUUUGAUAUUACACAAUACAUAAUUUCCCUCUAUCUUCCUCUUGUAACUUGGCAUGAUAAAAGAUAAACUCUUUUUCCUGUAUUUUGUGUUCCUCAGUGAAUAAAUUGGCAAAACCUGGAUUUCUUUAUAAAUAAUAUUUACAUUCACACAUACAUAACCAUCACAUUAUACCGUUUUGAGUAAACAACAUUGUACAAAAUACAGAAAACAAGAAGUACCAUGCCAAAAACAAAAAACCUGAGACAUGAAAAUAGAACUACAUUUAAUGGAAAUAAGGAUUCAUUGUAGCUCUUUUUUUUCUAUCCUUGGGAACCUCCUUUACAAAUUUUAAAUUACUUUGAGAUCUUUUAGUUGGGAUUAAUAUAAAAUGAUUUAAAUAAAAUAUACAUCCGUG